AACCCACCGCUCACCGUGAAAAAAGGGGCGGGGAGGGAGGAAAGGCCUUUUCUUUUUCGCUUUCUUCCUGUGAUUCGAUUUUUCUCUCACUUUUCUGUCCGCGUUUGUUCGGAUUGAGGGGGAGGAAGAGAAGGGAGACCGAGGAGGAGGAAGGAGAGAUCGGGCAUGGCGUCGUCGAAGGAUCGAGAGAGCUAUGUCUACCUCGCUAAGCUUGCCGAGCAGGCCGAGCGCUAUGAUGAAAUGGUUGAUGCAAUGAAGAAAGUCGCAUAUUUGGAUGUGGAAUUGACAGUGGAGGAGAGAAAUUUACUCUCCGUAGGGUACAAGAAUGUCGUUGGAUCUCGCCGAGCCUCUUGGCGGAUACUCUCAUCAAUUGAACAGAAAGAAGAGGCAAAAGGGAAUGAAGUGAAUGCAAAAAGGAUUCGGGAUUAUCGCCAGAAGGUGGAAUCAGAACUGUCAAGUAUAUGUGGAAAUGUAAUGACUGUCAUCGAUGAGCAUCUAAUACCUUCAUCUCCUGCUGGUGAAGCUACUGUGUUUUACUACAAGAUGAAGGGUGAUUACUAUCGAUACUUGGCUGAGUUCAAGACUGGAAAUGAGAGGAAGGAGGCCGCAGAUCAAUCACUGAAAGCUUAUGAGGCAGCUUCCACUACAGCCGAAGCUGAUUUGCCACCCACCCAUCCUAUUAGAUUGGGCUUGGCACUAAAUUUUUCAGUUUUCUACUAUGAGAUUUUGAAUUCGCCUGAAAGAGCUUGCCACCUUGCAAAACAAGCAUUUGAUGAGGCUAUUUCUGAACUCGAUACUUUGAGCGAAGAAUCUUACAAAGACAGUACUUUGAUUAUGCAACUGCUGAGGGACAACUUAACAUUGUGGACAUCUGACAUCCCAGAAGAUGGGGCUGAAGACCAACAAAAGAUGGAGACCUCUGCCGGUGCGACAGUUGAAGGUGCAGAGUAAUGAAGAUCGUUACGGCUUUCUGGAUCAAGAAGAAGGGUGCAAGGUGUACUGGUGUGUAUUAGGAAAGUGCAGUGUGUUUGGGUUCAAUGAGAGUUAUAGGUCAUUGGUAGCUACAAGCUGCUUUCCUUGGAGGAUAGGGAAUUUGUGUGCUGUCUGCUCUGGGAAGUCUGUACAACAUGGCUGUAUUUUUUUCCACUCUUGGGCUCUGUGUGGAUUCUUCCCUCCGGUCCUUUAUCUGCGUGUUAGCUCUUCCAGUUUCUUCUUUCAUUUGCCUCACAUGUCGAGUGAUUAUGCUAGCGUCGUAGUUACAUGUUUUGUUACUUUAUGAACCUGUUCGUUUUAACGAGUGUAUAGAUGCAGUUGUGUUUCUGGGUUA
Molecule: messenger RNA, 1327 nt
Organism: Nymphaea colorata (pocket water lily)
Lineage: Eukaryota; Viridiplantae; Streptophyta; Magnoliopsida; Nymphaeales; Nymphaeaceae
Product: 14-3-3-like protein B
Exons: 7
Coding region: 166-951 (261 amino acids)
Biological process (GO): signal transduction
Cellular component (GO): cytoplasm
Source: RefSeq, a predicted model, not a curated record